Messenger RNA from Dovyalis caffra, 609 nucleotides. The record is from the annotation of a GenBank genome assembly. NCBI's taxonomy places the organism in Eukaryota, Viridiplantae, Streptophyta, Magnoliopsida, Malpighiales, Salicaceae.
AUGCCCAAGGGGAGUUUGGAGAAGUGGUUGCGUUCUGCCGACAACUGUUUGGAUAUUCCACAGAUACUGAACAUCGUGAUAGAUGUUGCAUCGGCAUUGGAAUAUCUGCACUACGGUUGUUCAACACCUUUUGUUCACUUUGAUCUGAAGCCCAGCAAUAUACUACUAGACGAGGAUAUGGUUGCUCAUUUAGGUGAUUUUGGCAUUGUAAAGCUCCUAGGUGAAGGGGAGUCUAUAACACAAAUCCAGACUCUAACGAUAGGAUAUAUUGCACCAGAAUACGGAAGAGAAGAAAAAGCAUCGAGAAAGAGUGGUGUUUACUGCUAUGGUAUAAUGCUGAUAGAAACAAUCAAAAGAAAGAAGCCGGCUGACGAAAAAUUUGUUUUGGAAAUGAGCUUGAAGAGUUGGGUUAAUGACUCGUUGCCUGAUUCAAUCAUGAAAGACGAAGAUGCACAUUUGUUAAGCAAAAAGGAUGAAUAUUUUGCUACCGAGGAGCAAUGUGUCGUCUAUCUUAAGUUUGGCAAUGGAUUGUACCAGAAAUUCACCCGUGAAAAGAAUCAAUAUGCCAGAUGUUGCGACUGCCCACAAGAAAAUAAGUCACCUUUCUAG